Synchiropus splendidus (mandarinfish) is the source of this 2763-nucleotide messenger RNA. RefSeq lists its product as uncharacterized. The record is from RefSeq and is a predicted model, not a curated record. The transcript is spliced from 11 exons. The coding region runs from base 1 to 2592 and encodes 863 amino acids. NCBI's taxonomy places the organism in Eukaryota, Metazoa, Chordata, Actinopteri, Syngnathiformes, Callionymidae. Gene Ontology annotation, cellular component: sarcolemma; intermediate filament; Z disc. Gene Ontology annotation, biological process: skeletal muscle organ development.
AUGAGUGGAAGCCCAGAAAGGAUCUCGUCUUAUCGCCGUCACUUUGAGGACAGCAGCAGCUCGUCCUACCAGGUCAGAGUGUCCAGCCCUUCCCCCAGUCGACGAGAUGGCCGUCACGGGUCCACUGGCUAUCCCUGCAGAGUCGGGCCCAGCAGCGUGCGUGUGGAGUCAGUGGGACGGAGGACCGCCUCGGCCGCACGCAGGUCUCGCAUGGUCGGAACAGGAGUCAGUUCAAGAGCUCUGGUGUGUGUUGGGCCAAGUGGAGAACCUCCCAUGGAUCUGGAUGUGGCUGCCGCCGUGAACCAAGAUUUUCUGAACACCCGCACCAGUGAAAGACAGGAAAUGGUUGUUCUCAAUGACCGCUUGGCUGUCUACAUCGACAAAGUCCGUUCUCUUGAGCAGCAGAACAAACUUUUGGAAGCAGAAAUCGAAGCCUACCAGAACCGCUUCCAGAAGCCAACUGGUCUGCGACUUUUGUACGAGGAACAGCUGAAGGAGCUGAGAAAAAUCGCUGAUCAGAUGAGGGUGCAGAGGGACAUUUCCUUGGCAGCCAAGGAGUCCACAGCUGCUCAACUAGAGGCUAUCAAAGCAAAAUAUGAGGAGGCAGUUGAGCUGAGGAAGAAGGCAGAAGCUGAUAUCGAGGCCUUCCGCCCAGAUGUGGACCAAGCGACUUCCUCACGCAUCGCUUUGGAGAAGAAACAGGAACAACUGGAAGUUGAAAUUGAAUUUUUAAAAAGGAUCCAUCGACAGGAAAUUGAGGAGCUGAUGAGACAGAUCUACGCAGCUCAAGUGUCAGUGUCGAGUGCCUUUGCUAUGCCCGAUCUAGCUGCGGCCUUGAAACAAAUCCAGACCCAUUAUGAUGAGAUUGCAGCAAAGAAUCUCCAGGAGAUGGAUUCAUGGUAUCAGAGCAAGUUUGACGAUAUCAGCAAGAAGUCAACAAAACAUGUCGACACGGUUCGGAGCUUUAGGGAAGAAAUAGCGGGUGCGAGAAAGGAUAUCCAGAACAAGGAGCGAGACUUGGACUCUUUGAGAACAAAGAAUGAAGCUCUUGAGGCUGAGAUUCUUGAGAAACAGAAAAAGUACAAGAAAGAGAUUGAAGACCAACAGGCACGUAUUGAAUCUCUGCAGCUUGAACUGAAAUCCAUUAAGGAGAAAAUUGCCUUGCACCUUCGCGAGUACCAGGACCUCCUGAAUGUCAAAAUGGCUCUUGAGAUAGAAAUUACAACCUACAGGAAACUAAUUGAAGGAGAGGAUCUGCGGCUGUCGGGUGUGGUGCAAACCUUGCAGCUCACCAGCUGUAGCAUGAGUGCCAUUGGUUCUGGGAUGGUUCCAGUCAGUGGAGGAGGCAUGGGCGGUGUAGGUGGAAUGGGUGGUGGAGUGAGUGCAAGUAAAGAUGGGACAGAAGCAAGGCCCAGUGGAGAUGAUGGAGCUACAGGAAGUGGAAGUGCAGGAGAUCGAAGAAAGGAGGUGGGAACUGGAAAUGGGCUAGGCAUUAGAGGGGCCCCGGGUCUGGAGGCUGUUGAUAGCAGGUGGGUCAGCAACAAUUUGGCUCCUGGAGGCUUAGGUUCUGACACAGGAGAGUUUGGUUCUGGUGGUCCCAAAUCUGCCAGCAAUCGAGUGAGUCCUGGCAGUACUGCUGGUGGGUUAACUCCAGGUAGCAAUGGUGGCAGUGUGAGAGACAUGGAUGUUGGAAGAUUUAGUCCAGCUACCAAGUUAGAUGGUUCAAGUCUCGGAGUUGUUGUUGACAGGGUUCCAGGCCCUGUAGGUACCGGUGCACGAGUGGUUGCUAAUGGUCUGGCUGCAGAAACCAAAACUUCUGUGGGAGGUGUCGACACGAGAGGUGAAAGUAACAAAGUGGCGAGGACUGGUGGUGCUAAACCUGGUGGCCUGGGUAAGGAUGGUGGUUUAGGAAUUGAUUCUAGAUCUGGUGUUGAUCAUGGAGAUGGAGGUGCGGGAGAUCCAAGUGGACCUGAGGUCUCCACUGUAAGACAGCAUCCCAGUAACGGUGGUUUGGGUCAAGGAGCCUUAAAUUCCACAACACAUCCAGGAGGUCUUGCAGGGACCAGCGGUUUCAGGAAAGACAAUGUAGGCUUGGGUGCUGAUGGAAGUACUGUAAGUUGUGUUUCUGGUCGUGGGGCUAAUGUCAGUAGCUCUGUGACUGCUGCGAAAACCAAAGAGGCCCCUAUUAAAGGAAGUUUUCAUGAUAACGGCGGGGACAAUCUUGCUAAGGGGACAAGUGGAUUGACUCAACGGGGUGAGACCAGGGCCAGUAGAGGAAGAAACGGAGUGAGAGUUGGCGGAAUUGGCUCUGACAGGAAUGACCGUGGCUCUGGCUUCAGAGAUGGAGUCAAGGCGGCAAAUGUAGGAGAGGCGUUGCCAGGUGUAGUCAAGACUAGUAAAGGAACGGGUGAUAUUGGUUGUGCUAUCAAGGGUUAUGGUUUUGAUGGGUCCUAUGGACAGGCUGUGGAGCUGACGGAGAGAAGAACAGUGCUCAUUAGAACAAUUAAACAUGCGGACGAUGUCCUGGAAAUGGAUCACCAGGAGCAAACCUACAUCAUCAGCGGCGCCGCGGAUGAUUCAGACAACGAGUGACCAGCACCAAUUCCCAAGUGACCAGCUCUCACCCCAAAGACCCGACGCCCCUUUGAGAUUUGCACUGACCAGUCCCCCAUGUCUGGACACUAACCUUUGCCCUUUGCCCUUGACAAGUCGACCAUGAAUACCCGUGUCCACUGAGUCAGUCCUUCAACUAUAUAACGUUUU